Messenger RNA from Carassius gibelio (silver crucian carp), 719 nucleotides. Its product is annotated as iron-sulfur cluster co-chaperone protein HscB-like. NCBI's taxonomy places the organism in Eukaryota, Metazoa, Chordata, Actinopteri, Cypriniformes, Cyprinidae. Gene Ontology annotation, molecular function: ATPase activator activity; protein-folding chaperone binding. Gene Ontology annotation, biological process: [2Fe-2S] cluster assembly; protein complex oligomerization. The record is from RefSeq and is a predicted model, not a curated record. Gene Ontology annotation, cellular component: mitochondrion. The transcript is spliced from 5 exons. Bases 54 to 719 code for a protein of 221 amino acids.
UGGGUUACCACGAUAACGACACCGGUUUUUGUUAACAUCUCACGGAUUUAAACAUGCAACCAAAUUCAUAUCAAACGGAACACUUCUUAACCUCGUCUUACUUCCGUGUUUCGCUUCAGGAAGAGCUGCCAGAGUAUUUCCUCAUUAAUGGUGUUUCUCACAGUAAAGCAGUUAUAGGACACUUGACUCUGAACUCUUUCAGCACUGUCACAGUCAACACACUCUGCUGGAAAUGCGGAUAUUCAGUUGAAUUAUUUUUCUGUCCGUCCUGUAAUGUCAUGCAGCCUCCUGAUGACAAGACGAAUUACUUUGACAUCUUGAGCUGGAAAGAGCAGGAAUAUUCAGAAGAACAAUCAGCAUUGGUGAACAAAGCCUACAGAACGCUGCAGAAACCUCUGCGUCGGGCUGUCUACAUGCUGGAGCUGCGAGGGGUUUUGCUGGAGGAAGGUACAGACGCCACCGCGGACCCCAUGUUUCACCUUGAGGUCAUGGAGAUCAACGAGAGCCUCGCAGAGACGUGGAGCCAAGACGAGGUCAGCGCUAUCGGGCGGUCUGUGCGAGAGAAACUGAUAGACUUGACUGAACGGAUGAAUCAUCCAUCAACAAAGUCUCUUUUCACAGGGGAUCUGCUGACCGCCAAAGAGCUCCUGGCCCAAAUGAAGUACUUCACAAACAUAGAGGAGAAGGUAAAAGACAGAAUUGCUGAGGGAAAAUUGUAA